UAUUCUGGAUGUGGACCAAUCGCCGGGUCGCCCCGACGCCAGCCCCACAAUUUGUACUAGUAGUAAAUACAACCCGCAGGGAAGAGGAGGGGGGCGAGACUGGUAGUGAAACAAAAAUAUGAACUGUGGAGUACGGCGAAAGGACUUCUCCCUGUCAGUCCAGACUUGGUUGCUAACAGCUACGUUUAUACGUGUAAAAUAGCUUUUUUAAGCGCUUGUCGUAGCGUCGGUUUGAAACGCGAAGCGGGGAAGUUCGGGUAGUUAAAGGGGCCAAACCAAAUAACGACCUACUAGUACUACGACUAGGGACGUUACUUGUCUCCCCCUCCUCCCCCUUGCCGGUCGUUCAUUUGUUUCUAUAACCGGGAAUCUUUAUGGCCCUCCGUCGCCGAAGACAGGGCGUUUAAGCUGACUUGCGGGAUAGCUUUGCGGUCCGCAGGCCUGUAGUGUUUGUAAGAAGGUCCGUCCUGGGACUGGAGUUGGACGGAGUGUAAAAUACCUGUUUUCCUCAGUCAGCAGUGCGCUUGUGAAACUGCAUAGUCAUGGGUGCAUUGAUCCUUUCAUAUAGGUGCAUGUUUUCUUUAUCAAUUUAAUGCAACCAAAGACGCCAGAAAACACUUGCCUGGCUCAGCGGAGGGUGUAAGAUCGUCUUCUUCCUUCAUGGCUUCAGUUCGAUAACUUCUUGUUUUUUUUCUUACGUUGAUGCUCCAUUCAAAGAUAAUCUGCCGGUUACAGAUUGUCUUGGCGAUAGUAUUUUGUCACCGACCACCACUGUGGCAGAUGUCACCAAACUUACAGGGAACCUGAUCGAGAAGCGUCUGCGAAGGGCACAAGACAUCGACUCCUUAAUGGUUGGGCGACUGCGCUUGAAAGCUGCGAGUUUGUGACAGAGCCCAGAAGCAGAGUUGAAGGAAGGCGAAAUGUCCGAUCUGAAUAAAGAACUGGUUGAUCUGGUCUGGGGAAGACCGUCUGGAAGCAGUAUGCCAAACACUGUUUUCUGCAGAUGGACUCAAGGAUUCGUCUUCAGUGAGGCGGAGCACACUGCCCUGGAACAGUUCGAAGGAGGUCCCUGUGCAGUUAUUGCCCCAGUGCAGGCUUUUCUGCUGAAGAAUAUCCUGUUUAACUCUGAGAGGUCCAACUGGAGAGAGUGCUCAGAGGAAGACCAAAAAGCUGUUCUCUGCUACACCUUGAGUGAAAUUCUAGAAACCGCUUGUUUCAAUAAAUCAAAGUCCUACUGUUUAGCGACGUGGUCAAAGGGGAAAGUGUCAGAAGACAAUUCUAGCAUUUCUGAAAGCAGCCCAGAAUCCAGUCAGCAAAGUGAAGACGAGCAGCAUUGCUUAGCUGCACUGGCUACUGAAGAGCUUGGCUUUGAGCGGUUUCAUACAAUUAUUCAGAAAAGGAUACUGAAAACAUCUGGGGAAAUGAAGGAAGCAGUGCUGGAUCUGUAUGACACAUGGAGGAACAAGUUUGGAGUGCUACUAUUUCUUUAUUCUGUCAUAUUGACAAAGGGUAUUGAAAACAUAAAGAAUGAGAUUGAAGAUGCUACAGAACCUCUGAUAGACCCUGUCUAUGGUCAUGGAAGUCAGAGUUUAAUCAACCUCCUGCUGACAGGCCAUGCAGUGUCCAAUGUUUGGGAUGGAGACCGGGAAUGCUCUGGAAUGAAGCUGCAUGGUAUACACAGCCAAGCAACUAUAGGCUUUCUUACAUUAAUGGAGUCUUUACAAUAUUGUAAGGUUGGGGCUUUUCUCAAGUCUCCAAAGUUCCCUAUUUGGAUACUUGGCAGUGAAACGCACCUCACUGUGUUCUUUGCCAAGGAAAUGUCCCUGGUUGCUCCUGAAUCGCCAUCAGAACAAGCUAGAAGAGUUUUCCAGACCUAUGACCCAGAAGAUAAUGGGUUUAUACCUGAUACACUACUGGAGGAUGUAAUGAAAGCCCUGGACCUUGUCUCAGAGCCUGAAUACGUAAACAUCAUGAAGAAUAAAUUAGACCCGGAAGGUUUAGGGAUCAUAUUGCUGGGACCAUUCCUACAGGAGUUUUUUCCUGAUCAGGACUCUGGGAUUCCAGACUCAUUUCCUGUCUUUCACUACAAUGGUCUGAAACAGUCAAACCACAAUGAAAAGGUCAUGUAUGUUGAAGGAACAUCCUUGAUUUUAGGAUUUGAAGACCCGAUGGUACGCACUGAUGACACUCCGAUCAAGCGAUGCCUUCAGACUAAGUGGCCAUAUAUUGAAUUAUUGUGGGCCACAGAUCGGUCUCCUUCAUUGAAUUAAUUCUUACCUCUGCCAGAAUAUUCCUUAAAAACACAAAUGCUAUGAGCAAAAUAUUUUUCACUUUGUUUAAAAAAACCUGUUUCAGUUUGGAACAUUGAGUUUUGUUUGUCACUGUCUGUUUCACAAAGAAAAAAUAGUGUGUACUUUUACUUUAAUUUUCAAAAUAACUUGUUUUACUUUGAAAUAUUGAAUA
Molecule: messenger RNA, 2463 nt
Organism: Lepisosteus oculatus (spotted gar)
Lineage: Eukaryota; Metazoa; Chordata; Actinopteri; Semionotiformes; Lepisosteidae
Gene: mindy3
Product: MINDY lysine 48 deubiquitinase 3
Biological process (GO): protein K48-linked deubiquitination
Molecular function (GO): cysteine-type deubiquitinase activity; K48-linked deubiquitinase activity
Source: RefSeq, a predicted model, not a curated record